GAUGUCACUGGUCCUCCUGCACCCUACGUUGAGCCUCAACUCACAGAUCUAGGAAGACUCGUUGCGCAAUUGCCACUAGAUCCUCAAUUAGCGCGACUAUUGUUGUUCGGAGUGGUACUGAAAUGUCUGAAUCCAGUGGUAACACUGGUUGCUGCUCUGUCGCAUAGAGAUCCAUUCAUACUGGCACUUUCGGAGGAGCGUGAACAGUCGAAUCGGCAGAGAGACAGCUUCGGUAAACGUGAUUUCUCAGAUCAUAUCACGUUGAUAAGGGCAUUCAAUGAGUUUAACGAGAAAAGUGCAAAGGAGGUGACCGCAUUCUGCCGUGCCAACUAUUUGUCUCUUCCGGCAAUGCGUAUGAUCGCUGGAAUACGCCGUCAACUUAUCAUUGAACUUCGUCGAGUGCGGAUGAUUACUUAUGAUGGUGACCCUCUCAAUGCUCUUCGCGACGCCACUUACAACAAAUACUCCUCUUGUUGGCCAAUGGUACAAGCGGCAAUCGUAGCUGGAUGCUAUCCCGGUAUAGGAUUUGUGAGAGCCGGUAAUAAACUGAAGAAGAUUAGAACGAGUACUGAAGCUGCUGCAACACUUCAUCCAUCUUCGGUGAUCAAGCGACAGGUUCUAACAGCGUCAAAGAGAAGUGAAGUGAUAAAUCAGUACGUAACGGAAGACUCAGAAGAUCCUGUAAUUGAAUACCUUGCAUUCCAUGAACUUGCGAAAAUUGAUGAAGGUCUAACGUUACGUACUGUAACAGUCGUACCACCUUGUGCUGUUGUAUUGUUUGCUGGAUCAAUGCGUCUGAAAAAAAGUACUAUACAAAAUUUCAACAUCACUGACCCUGAUUCUGAAGAUGAAGGUGAAGUUGAUGAGGAUGCUCCAUCAAGAGAUGUCGUUUAUCCCAUUGAACACUGGAUUGGUGUCAGAGCUACUUACUCGGUGCGUUUUCAUGUCUUGUUCAUCUUCAGAAGUUUUUUCGCAGUUUUUUUUGUGAAUGUUGAGAUUAUCAUUUGCUUUAAAAGUUGGCAUCGGCUAUACUGCCACCCCUUACCCACAAGGUUUCUUUCCGGUUAUGGAUUAUCAUAAUA
Messenger RNA from Cylicostephanus goldi, 1082 nucleotides. The record is from the annotation of a GenBank genome assembly. Lineage: Eukaryota; Metazoa; Nematoda; Chromadorea; Rhabditida; Strongylidae.